Molecule: messenger RNA, 4356 nt
Organism: Anopheles bellator
Lineage: Eukaryota; Metazoa; Arthropoda; Insecta; Diptera; Culicidae
Exons: 9
Coding region: 1-4356 (1451 amino acids)
Source: RefSeq, a predicted model, not a curated record
AUGUUUGGUUCCAAACUGCGAUCAUGGAUGGAAAAUCAUAUUGUGCGACCGAGAAAGAAAGGCAGCAAAAAUAAAACCGGAAGCAGCGGAACCAACUUUGGUGUCCUGACGGCACAAAAUGGCUACAAAAGCGGUACAUUCGCCGGGGGAGACUCCAUGGUCGGCAGUCCGGCAAGACGAAGUGAAGUUUCGCCGAUACAAAGUCAUGCAACCAGUCGACGCGGAUGGCACUCACCGAAUCAGGACAGUAUACCGAUUUCACCGAAAUCCGAUCACUACCCGAUGCAACAUCGGCUACCAAACGGUCACACCAACGGUGGAGACGCCCAGUACUGGACAAACACGUACGCCACCGUGAACGGAACCGACCACCCAUCGUCCCAUCAGCAGCAACAACAGCCCCAGCAUUAUUCCGUUCUGUCGUCCCCGCGAAGCAUCUCGCGCAACGCGUCGUCUUACGCGCUCGAAUCCGCCCCGGCAAACGUUUACUACUCGAAAAGCGUGGAUUCAUUUGCGGCCUCCGACGCAACGAUGCCUUACGCGAUGCCCGAAUUCGAGUACCGAACUGCGGAGAGUAACGGCCCGUCGAGCCUCUUGAGUGCUGGAACGGUGGCAUCCGUAUCGAGCGGUAACAAUGGCCACCAUCACAUCGCGCACGCCAACUACUCCACGGCUACGAGCUCGAGCAACGAACUGCUCGAAGAGCUGCACCCGCUCGAUGGUGGCACUCGCAUCAAGCGCCUACACCCGGCCACUGCUCGAAUUAACUCCUUCAUCGUCAAUCACCACCAACAUAACGCAAGCAACAACAAUAAUAACCACGUGGCCAACGGUGCAAUCGGCGGUCACUAUGGCCCAUCCCAACGAGGCUCACAGUCAACAGCGAUGGAUGGUGGUGGGGAAAGCAAGUACGGAAAACUUUUGCAACAACCACCAAUCGGCGGUAGCGCAUUGGCCGCUACCAGCUCACCACCGUACGGAGGGUCCAUCUACUACGAUCAUCCUCAGCACAAUGGCAUUAACAACAAUUUAGUUCACCAAUCCACCCACCAGACGUACGCUAAUGGUGCAGGAACUACACCGGUCGGUCACAGCAAAACUACUUCCGCUCCAGCAGCGGCGCCGCAUGUGCCACGCACGACGAAACUCGACGCCAACAGUAGCCGAAUUGUCAAUGGCAAUAACAAUAACAAUAACCACCACUUCGAAGUGCCCGCUGGAACUACCGGAAGGGGAAGCCAACACCACCACCAGCCCGGCAGCUCGUUCACUGCCACCUUCGCCAGCAAGUUCCACAAACUAACGGGUUCGCGAAGUAACGCGCACGAAAGUGCUGUCAACGGUGGCAGCGGCAGCGGUGCUAGUAGCGGCAAAUUGAAUCAUGUAAAUAACAACAACAAUGGUUCGAUGGUGGCCAGUGGCAAUGGUGGCGACAGUGCGAGCAACGCACCGUAUCAGCAGCAUCAAAUCAAUAACGCCACCACACACCUGCAUCCGCUGCAAGCACUUACGGCCCUAUCUGGAAAGCUGCCACAUCCGGCCCCGCCGUUGUCGUCAUCGUCGUCGCCUCCACCACCAGUGCAGGGUGCCCCGACACACCUGCACCAUACGUCAGCACACGGCGGUCACCAUCACCACCAUCCACACGGGCAUCCGAUGGGUCACGCGCUCUCCUCGCCGGAAAGCGCGUACUCUACCGGCUACUCGACCGACGGUACCUCUCCGGGUGGAUGCUCCUACACGCCCGAAUAUUACAUCAACAUCCGGACCGGAACGCACUACUUCCCUAAGGCGGCUUCGGCGCACCAUGGCCGGGGUCCUCCGGGGUCAGGUUGCAUCGAGCGCACUGGACCGGCGGUAGUCGGAGCAUCCGGUGGUCACGAGAAUGGCGCCAAAUUCAAGUGUGCCCUCAACCGAAUCGAGGAAAAGCAUGUGGAGUUCUGCAUCGAGCAAGAAAAGCAUGCUUCACCGCGGCGAGGUAGCGCAUCGAACCAAUCGAACACGAAGCCAACCGUUCCCGAACCUGCCACCAAUGGAGCGUGCGUUUUAUCUCAACCACAACAGCAGCAGCCAAAGCAGCAGACGGUGUCGACUACGGGCUCUCAGCCACAGGCGACCGCCCAACCAUCGCUGUCGCAGCCAACGACUGCACAAUCGCCGCCAAAUGCAGUUGCGAUGAGCCCCAUUAUGCAGAAGAACCUCGGGAUGCAGCACUACCGGAGCAUUGAGUCUCCAUCGCCUCGUCAACGGUGCCGUAUCCGCACGAAUCCUUGGUUGACGACCGCUGAUGGCGCACUCGCCAGUAACUGCUUGAAACGGACAGAACAGGAUUCCGGUUCAACCUCUUCUGGCAUCAAAUCGAGCAGCGGCACGGAUGACAAUAAAAAUGAUCACAAACAAACGAUCGCCAAUUCCGACACCGAUUCCAGCUCGUCGACGGAGAAGGUUGUAAACAAACGAAUACUCACUCCGAGGAGUCUGAGGAAGAUCGGGGACAUCUCGCGACUAGACAGCAAGGCGGCGGCAUCGGUGACGUUCGGUUCCAACCAGGAAAGCGACGAAGACGCAACUCUCAACGAGAUGAUGGGCAAGUUCGACGAAAGUUACCACUACGAGAAGGAGACUGAUAUUCUGAGUUGUAGUGACUCUGAUCCUACUGAUUGCCCGACGGACAUCGAUACGGGCCAGGAUGCAGGUGAUGAGUGUGACACGGACGAUCUGCUCGAUUUGGACUUUAUCGACACCGGAUCGGUGCAGGAAGUGGCGGACAAGGAGACCUAUCGACACACGGCUAGCUGCUCCAUUCACAGCUUUCCGGAGGGCAAAGCGCCCAACAAACAGCGAAUGUCUCGAAACAGGCGCACUAACGAGAGUGGCUCCGGCUCCAAACGACGGAAGAAGCUUGUUCGAACGAGAAAGAAGCCAUCGGAGAACGCCGCAUUGGACACGGGCACGAGCAGAGACUCGUCCGGGCUCGUGAGUCGCGGAUGUAGAAGUUUAGGCGGAACACCAAUGUCUCUGCGACGCAAUCAGCAGGACACGGAAUGUCGUACGCCCGCAAGGAGCUCGCCACUUACCAAUCGUUCGAACUCGCUCACCUUCACCGAGGUCCAUUCCCUGCACAGCCGAAUACUAGCCAUUUCGGAGAGCGAAAAAGCUCUCCUCAAAGCGGACCUAGAGGCAGACGUUAAGUACAAGCAGCUUAUCCACGAAGCGGAAUCGAUCCUCUUCUCGAUGAAAAGUAAUAGCUCGAUCUGCCUCAAGGAGCUGGUGACGGCCCCUCCUCCAGUGCCUCCCAGAGACCCUCAGCCUCCGGCAAUUUCGCCAAAGGAAGUACCACCAACAACCAUUUCCAGUCCGCGAAGGGUUUGCAAUCCACCAGCUAACAAGCGAGUCGAAAUGCUGCGCAAUUGCGAAGCUGACCUUCGGCGAGAGUUGGCUAAAACGUGCUCCCAAAAGUGUUCAGAUGGAACGCCCGGGAGGGAGGGUGAGUUGAACCCCGCUGAGGGUGUAAUCGUCAACAAGCGACUCGAGGUGUUGCGCUAUGAAACAUCACCUUGGUCGCUGUCAGCGCCGAACAGUCCAAAGAAUACGCGUGUACUGCUGCCACGGAAGACGCCCGUUUCAAACUUUGUGCAACAGCAGCCACAGCAAACGGUGAUCCAGGGUGGUUCGUGCACGCCCGAAACACUCGCCACUGACCUCAAAUAUUGUGCCAACCUCUCAUCACCUCCGCCACCUCCACCGCGGUUGCUGUCAAAAUCGCCGACCAUCGUACGCCGACGGUUCCGCAGCCAAAGUCCGCAUCUGAACAUCGAAUCCGAUUCGGACUCGGACGAUGUAAGUCGCAACCUUGAUUACAAGGCAAAGGACGGCAAAGGACGCAAUGGCAACAAGGAGAACCAUUUGCAUCAACAACCUGCACCAGCAAAUGCAGGCUCGGGAAUCGUUAACGGAUCGGUUUGUAAGGGCGUCACCGGGAAGCAGAUGAACAACUUUCGGCACACAAUUCAUGGGCCGGGCAGCGCCGUGGCUAACGGAGACGAAACGGCGGGAACGGAGUUGAUGAUCAUCGACGGGGAAAUGCGCCCCGUGAAGGGAAUGCACAAGUCUCCCCUGAUUUCGUUCCGCUCAGUAGACAUCGGGUCUCCGGUGACGGAUGAUUAUUGUCCCCAGAGUGAGCCAUUAAAACGUAAAAUUUACACCUGCAGUGCGGCGUUUGAAAGAAUUCAGCGGACUUUAGAUCAAGAUCCAGGUGCAAAACAACAACUGAUCAUGGACACACUUGCCGACAUAAAAAAUUGCCUGGCCGAUCAAAGCUUAAAAUUAAACGAACUUAACGAAUCCGAUAACUGA